Penaeus indicus is the source of this 1713-nucleotide messenger RNA. Its product is annotated as acidic mammalian chitinase-like. The record is from RefSeq and is a predicted model, not a curated record. Lineage: Eukaryota; Metazoa; Arthropoda; Malacostraca; Decapoda; Penaeidae. Gene Ontology annotation, molecular function: chitin binding; chitinase activity. Gene Ontology annotation, biological process: carbohydrate metabolic process; chitin catabolic process. Bases 1 to 1713 code for a protein of 570 amino acids. Gene Ontology annotation, cellular component: extracellular region. The transcript has 11 exons.
AUGCUGACUGUGGCCGUAGUGCUGCUGGGCCUGUUUCUGCGUUUGUCUGAAACAGUUACAGUAUGUUACUUGGGGUCAUGGGCAGUGUGGCGACCUGAUGCUGGAAAGUAUGAUAUAGACCAAAUCGAUCCUUUCCUUUGCACCCACGUCAUCUAUAGCUAUGCCCAGAUCUCCGAAACCACGUGGGAACCCCUGGAACCUUACUAUGAUUUGUGUGAAAACUGGGGCCUCUGUGCCUAUGACAGGUUCACGGGUCUUAAGAAGGUAAACCCAGAACUCAAAACCUUACUUUCCGUUGGAGGAAGCGCUAAGCUGAUGUCCCAGGUCUCAGCCGACCCAUUAAAACGAGAAAUCUUCAUAUCCAGCGCCGUCAGCCUCGCGAAGAACUACAGCUUCGACGGCCUAGACACAGACUGGAUGUAUCCUGGCGACGAAAACGGAAUUCCGAAGGACAAGGAAAAUUACAUCCUCCUCCUGACUGAGCUUCGAGAGGUGCUGACGAAGGAAGGCCUCUUACUAACAGCUGCCGUGUCUCUCCAAAAACCAGUCAUUGACAAGGCCUACGACAUCCCCGCUAUGUCAGCAGUAACGGAUCUACUCCUCCUGCGUGGUUACAACUUCCACGGUACUUGGAGCACCUACACCCACCACCAUGCCCCUCUGUACGGACACCCGGGGGAUACGGGAAACAACGUUUACCUGAAUAUUAACUACGGCCUCGAGUAUUGGGUAUCGGGAGGAGCAGACAAGAGCAAGCUGGUCUUAGGUCUCGGAACGUACGGCAUCUGCUGGACACUGGACAGCAUGGACGACACAGGGUAUUUCGCUUCGGCCACACAAGCGGGGGAACCUGGGCCCUACACAGCGUCGUUGGGUAUCCUCGGAAUAAGGAAAUCGGGAGACAAGGGUAACAAGGAAAUAAUUAUGGCGACAGAUAUGCGAGAUGCAGCGAGACAGCGAGUGGACGGUGGUUCUCGAUCCGGAUAUGAACGAGCCUUAUGCGUUUUAUCAGGGAAACAAGAUUUGGUGCGGCUACGAGGACGCCCUCUCAAUGUGGGUCAAGAUCAUUCUGACUUAUUCUUCUCAGGCAUUUCGAAGCAUAGGGGUUAUUUGUCUCUGCUCCAUCGGCCACUGACGGGUCAGUACGCCCGGAGCCAAGGCCUGGCGGGGACGAUGGUGUGGAGUCUGGAGACGGACGACUUCUCGGGGUCCUGCACGGGGCGGCCCUACAACCUCAUCAGGUCCAUGGACGAGGGCUUCCAAAACCUGCCCUUUAGCACCCCUGUGCCUCCAACUGUUGCUCCUGAGACUACUCCCGAAGCAGUUGUUACUCCCGCAUGCAGUGAAGGCAAUUACUACCUUGAAGAUAUCCAGUGUGAUAGGUGUGAUAACCCAGGCAUCGACUCUCAACAGUACUGGCACUGCGUGAACGGCAAUGCCAUCCCUGGCGAGUGUAGUCCAGGCCUGGUGUGGGACAUGGCGGUGGAAUCCUGCAGUUGGCCAGAUAAUGUUGACACUUCUCACUGUGUCAUGCCUGGAGAGGACACCACCACAAUAACGACAACCACAACUAAACUAACAACCACAAGCACUACAACGACUGAACUGACGACCUCAUCUGCUCCACAACCAGAGUGUGAAAAAGAGAUGAAUUACUUUGUCAGUCAUCCUUUAUGUAACAAGGUAAAGCAGAAAAUAAAUAGAGUAAUGUAA